This is a messenger RNA of Rhodofomes roseus, 3204 nucleotides long. Its product is annotated as Sodium/hydrogen exchanger family-domain-containing protein. Gene Ontology annotation, cellular component: plasma membrane. The transcript has 9 exons. Gene Ontology annotation, molecular function: sodium:proton antiporter activity. Gene Ontology annotation, biological process: regulation of membrane potential; proton export across plasma membrane; sodium ion export across plasma membrane. The record is from RefSeq and is a predicted model, not a curated record. Lineage: Eukaryota; Fungi; Basidiomycota; Agaricomycetes; Polyporales; Fomitopsidaceae. The coding region runs from base 370 to 2862 and encodes 830 amino acids.
GCUUCAGGCGACCGCCAUAAGAACGGCCUCCGCCAGCCCGCCACUGCGCAUGCAUCCGCCCUCUUGCCUAAUUGCGCCCCCGCCGCCGUCCUCCACAGCGACGAGCCUCUUUUCCGCACAGCCCCCUCGGCUGUAGUCAGCUUGGAGCAGUAAGCAUUCUCGUCCAGCGCUGGGCAUUCUCGGCGACAAGCCGACGGCGGUCGCCUUCCAUUGCCAUUAUCUCUCCACAUCCUUCGGACCCUCCUUCAACGCUUUCGCGUUACCAUCACGUCGCCUCACGUCGUUACGACCACGUCCGACUCUACGACCGCCAGUCCUUUCUCGAAAUAUCAUCGCUGAGAGGCCCGGAACGACCACAACUCCUACACCAUGUCACGAUUCAAUAUGUUCGAGGUUUCCAUACCUCACAUCAUCUAUGCCGCCCUCGGUGCCUUCGUCGUCCUUUUCGGCAUGCUCUCUCUGUUUAUCCGAGAAAAGCUGUACAUCGGAGAAGCAUGUUGGGCAUUCUUGUUCGGGGUCAUCAUCGGCCCAUAUGGUGCAAAUAUCUUCAACCCUCGCGACUGGGGCGGGGGCAACAUCGAGACCACCAAUACUAUCACUCUCGAGUUCACGCGCGUUGUCCUUGCCAUCGGCGUCUUCGCCAUAGGUGUGGAAUUGCCCAAAGCGUACAUGGCGAGGCACUGGAAAAGCCUGCUCUUCCUUCUUGUCCCUGUCAUGACAUGGGGCUGGUUCGUAUCAGCUGGCCUCAUUUAUGCGCUCAUCCCCGGACUCAACUUCCUCUCCUCCUUGGCAGUCGCAGCCUGCCUCACGCCCACCGACCCUAUCCUGGCAGCGGCGGUCGUUGGCGGUAAGUACGCCGACAAGCACGUACCCGCGCAUUUACGCCACCUCCUCGCUGCGGAGUCGGGCUGCAACGACGGCGCGGCGUUCCCGUUUCUCUUUAUCUCGCUCUACCUCAUCAACGAUGGAUCGACGGGACAGGCGAUCGGAAAUUGGUUCCUAUUCCUAUGGCUAUACCAGAUUAUCCUCGGCGUAGUGCUGGGCGCGAUUAUCGGGUUUGCUUUCCGGUACCUCAUGAAGUUCUGCGAGCGCAAGGACCUGAUCGACAGGCAGUCCUACGUCGCACAGUACGUGUCGCUCGCGAUGCUCACCAUCGGCGUAAACACGCUGAUCGGUUCCGACGACCUCCUCGCCGCGUUCUCGUGCGGGACUGCGUUCGCUUGGGAUGGGUUCUUUAACAAGCAGACGGAGCAGGCCGUGUUCUCGUCCGUCAUUGAUCUGCUGUUCAACAUUGCCUCGUUUGUGUUCAUUGGCGCGUGGAUGCCCUUUGAUUCGUUUGCGGACGCGACCCUGACUCUGAGCGUGUGGCGCCUCAUUGUCAUUGCGAUACUGGUUCUGCUCCUCAGGCGAUUGCCCAUCAUAAUGGCUCUGUACAAGUGGAUCCCGGACGUCAAGACGUUCCGGGAGGCUAUCUUCAGCGGACACUUUGGGCCUAUGGGCGUCGGUGCCGUAUUCAUAUCCACACUCGCGGCGGAGCAGCUUCCGCAGCCCGAAGACCCGCCUGCGAACCAACGCCAGCUGCUCGCGGCAUCCAUCCAGCCCAUCGUCGCGUUCAUGGUGCUCUGCUCGAUCACGAUCCACGGGCUCUCGAUCCCGUUCUUCUCGCUCGGCCGGCGCGUGCACUCCGUGACGCGCACCUGGUCGCGGCACGACACGUUCGGAACGCUCACGUCGCGCGGCGUGCCCGAGUGGGCGACGCACACCCGGCAUGUGCGCCCCGGCGAGGAGAUCAUCAUCAACCGCGACCGCGAGGACGCGAUGGAGCGCGGCGCGAUCCCGACCCAGGAGGAGAGCGUCACGGAGAAGGAGCGCAGCGAGUCGAGCGGGGAGCCCGAGUAUACCGAGACGCGCAGGCGGGAUGGCUCGGAUGUGCGCGACGAGAACCCGCCCGAUGGCGACAGCCUUGAGGAGGAGUGGCAGGAGGGCCCGCAUAGGAUUGUGGAGAAGCGCUCUGGGCCCGGAGAAGAGGUGGAGGUCGAAGUUCAAAGGAAUUACUACGGCCCAGAGCCAACGACAUCCGACUCCGUGCGCGUCGCGGAAGAAGCGGCAGAGGGUGUGGUAGGGGAGAUCAAAAACAGAGUAGGGAGCGGAGCGCAAGAACUAGAGUCGAUUGUUGAGAACGCGCAACGCAACAUUCAAGAAGGCGCGGAACAUGUUCAAGGAACAGCGAGGCAUGUGGAAGGCCGCGCGCAGGAGGGGGGGCGGCACGUCAUGUCGAUGCUGCAGGGAGAGGGCGAAGACGAGGGAGACGAGGGAUGGAUGUCGGACGCGAGCGACGGGGGGCGCAGGCGUGAGGGGAGGCGGCGCAGCAAGAAGCCCACCCGCAAGAAGCUGUCCCUCCGCCGUCACUCCAGCGGCGGUCAUAAACCCCAGCGAAGCUCGAGCAUCGAUCAAGCCGCAUUGAGCGUUGCACAUCGCCAGGAGCAGGAGCGCGAGGGGAGCUCGGAGUCGCCCGAGGAACACCGUGGACGAAACUCGCCGGAGCCGGGGGGCGCGGCGACGCCAGCGUCCUCCAUGCGCUUCCCGCGACCAAAACACUCCCGCGUAGACUCCAUACGCACGACGGACCUGCGCUCGCGCGAGCAGUCGCCUUCGCGCUCUGUGCGUUCUGUGCGCUUCCUUGACCAGCGCUCGCCGAGUGGGUACAACACCCCGCGCAUAUUCUCGCCGUCCUCCCCGGCGACGCCGUUGCCUGGAAGUGAGGUACCCUCUGAGGACGAGGGGGAACGCUCGCAGAGCAACCACCACGCUGACGACUCCCCGCGCAACGUCCGCUUCUCCCUGCCCGAUAUCAGGCGGUAGUCGUACCCCCGCCCGCCGCGUCUCGUCUGAAAUCUUGGAUAGCAUGCUCCGUGCGUACGUCGCAAUUCACUAGAUGGUCUCCCUGUAGAUAUGCUCAUCUAGUGUGAACUGUAUGGACCCUGUAAUUCGUGUCAGUCUCCGUGUGUAUCACUUAUCCGUACAUAGCAUUUUCUCACCUUCUCUUAUUCUGUCGGAAGUCUCUCUGCAUGGUCGUUUGCUCACCCACAUGCAUCGAUUGUAUCACGUAGCAUUCGUCGCGCUUGUCUCUCGCAUCUUCCAUAGCUUCUCAACUCUGCAAAUGACAUUGCUGCUCCGAUCGAUCCUACGCGUUUUAUGGGUGUU